Rotaria sp. Silwood2 is the source of this 408-nucleotide messenger RNA. The record is from the annotation of a GenBank genome assembly. NCBI's taxonomy places the organism in Eukaryota, Metazoa, Rotifera, Eurotatoria, Philodinida, Philodinidae.
AUGUCAUUUAUGAUCGACAACAUUCUUGGUUCAUCAUUGACAUCAACAAAUAUAAAACGAAGACCACUUGAAACAUUAACAAAUACUCUUAUAAAUGUCUCCUUGAAUAGUAAACAAAAAGAACGUCGUAUGUGGAAAUGUGAAAUAUGUGAAAAAUCAUUUGAUCGUCCAUCAUUAUUAACACGACAUAUUCGUACUCAUACAGGUGAAAAACCACAUGAAUGUGAUGUAUGUUCAAAAGCAUUUUCAACAUCAUCAUCAUUAAAUACUCAUCGUCGUAUUCAUUCAGGUGAAAAACCACAUAUUUGUGAUAUAUGUAAUAAACGUUUUACUGCAUCAUCAAAUCUUUAUUAUCAUAAAUUAACUCAUAGCAAAACAACGAUGAUGUUUGAUAAGGAAGACAAAUAA